Molecule: messenger RNA, 512 nt
Organism: Zonotrichia leucophrys gambelii
Lineage: Eukaryota; Metazoa; Chordata; Aves; Passeriformes; Passerellidae
Product: claudin-15-like
Exons: 3
Biological process (GO): bicellular tight junction assembly; cell adhesion
Cellular component (GO): plasma membrane; bicellular tight junction
Molecular function (GO): structural molecule activity
Source: RefSeq, a predicted model, not a curated record
ACCACCAGUGACCACCACUGACCAGCGCUCCCGGUGUCCCCGGUGUCCCCGGUGUCCCCGAUGGCGCCGGCCGCGUGUCCCCAGGCGCCGGUGGCCGCGCUGGCCGCGGUGGCCGUGGCCGUGUCCGGCUGGGGGCUCCUGGUGGCCGCGGUGGCCGCGGGCGUGUGGGGGAUGGGCGGGGGCCAGACCAGCGCUGUCACCGCUGUCAUUGUCACCCGCGGCCUGUGGGCCGACUGCGGCACCGACGCCAGCGGGGUCAUGUCCUGCGUGCCGCUGCUGUCACUCGUCACCCUGCCCGGGUACCUGCACGGCAGCCGCGCCCUGGCCGUGCUGGGGGCGGCCCUGGGGGCUCUCGGGGGGCUCCUGGGGGGGCUCGCGGGACCCCGAAAGGGCCCCCGGGCAGCGGGGGGGGCGCUGCUGCUGCUGGCAGGGCUCUGCUCCGCCGGCUCCGCGCUCUGGUUCGGCUUCGGCUCCGCUCAGGAAUUUUUCGACCCCUCCGUGAUGGGAACCAG